This is a messenger RNA of Nelumbo nucifera (sacred lotus), 2222 nucleotides long. RefSeq names its product RTF2 RING-finger protein. Gene Ontology annotation, molecular function: protein binding. NCBI's taxonomy places the organism in Eukaryota, Viridiplantae, Streptophyta, Magnoliopsida, Proteales, Nelumbonaceae. The record is from RefSeq and is a predicted model, not a curated record. Gene Ontology annotation, cellular component: nucleus. Gene Ontology annotation, biological process: mitotic DNA replication termination.
GGCAAAUCUACACGUAUUUUCUCGGUUCCGACUUCCGAGUUCAGAUCCAAGACGAACUUCGGACUCCAGGAAAACGCAUAAAUAGGGAGGAGGAGUUCUUUCUAGGAUCAGAAUCCAAUCCAACACCAGAAUUCAGAAAAGUCCCCUCAUCGUUCGAAAAGUGAAAACCAUGGAACCCCAGAGCGAAUUCCAGGUAUUCGUUCAAUCUCCAGAGUUCCAAAUCCCAUGCCAUGCCCUAACCGUAAACCCUAAUCAGACCUUCCACCAUCUCAAGCUUUCCUUCAUCUCUCCAACCGCGCCCCGGGAAACUCUAGAUUCCCUAUUCUUUUCCUUCUCGGGCAAGCCCCUCCUUGACUCCUCCACCCUCCUCGAUUCCAAAAUCCUCCCUUUCUCCACCCUAACUCUCCGAACCAGGCUUCGCGGCGGCGGAGGAGAUGGCGGCGCAACCGGUGCAGAAUCUCGCGACUGCUAUCUCAAGAUGUACGCCUCGAAGAAGCCCGAUAAGGUCGACCCCAACGAGACCAGGUUAUCGCGGUGGACGACUUGCGCUCUUUCGUUUGAGCCUCUCAAGCAUCCUUGCGUCGUCGAUCGACUUGGGAAUGUUUUCAAUAAGCAGCCGCUUGUCGAGACUUUGCUAGAGAGGAAAUUGCCGAAGGAGUUUGGGCAUAUUAAAGGGCUAAAGGAUAUGAUCCCAAUUGAACUUUCUCCGAUUCCGGGAGUGAAGUAUGACGAUGGUAUCAGCUUCAUGACGAGGUUUCAGUGCCCAAUUACGGGCCUCGAGUUUAAUGGAAAGUAUAAGUUCUUUGCACUGCGCAGCUGCGGGCAUGUAUUGAGCGCCAAGGCUUUGAAAGAAGUCAAGUCGUCGACUUGUCUUGUUUGCCAUCGGGAGUUCUCCGAGUCGGAUAAGAUUGUGAUCAAUGGGACUGCAGAGGAAGUGACAGCAUUGAGAGAAAGGAUGGAAGAGGAGAAGGCGAAGUUGAGAGAGAAGAAAGAGAAGAAGGCGAAGAAUGGUGAAUUGGGUGUUAAUGGGUCGGAAGGAGGUUGCCUGGAUUCUUCGCGGUUGAGCGGUACAAAGCAUGCUAUUGAUGACAGGAAUGUGGAGAAGGCUUCAGUAAAACUUGAAGGAAAUGGGAAAAUUGUGAAUGCAGGUGUUACUGCAAAGGGAGCGACUAAUGGUUCAGUUAAAAAGUUCAAAGCAACUGAUAUUGCGCCACCUAAUGCUACCAAGGAAGUGUAUGCAUCUAUUUUCACUUCGUCGAGGAAAUCAGAUUUCAAAGAGACUUAUACUUGCAGAUCUCUCCCGCUAGGAAGAAACUGAUCGUAGGUUCCAAAGGGUGGUGAUGCGAUGCCUUCUUUGUGUGGAAAUUUUGGGAGAGGAGGAUUUGAAACCUGUCUCAGACUGUCAAUAACAUCCUUGGUGGGAAAUGAUGAAAUGAAUGAUCUGACUUUUCGCUCUCCACCAGCAGUUCAUGUGGCCUUUUUGGUGCUGCAAACUACGCUCCAUGUGUGGCCUUGUCCCCCCAGUUUUGGAUGAAGCAAUUGCUUUCAGAGAAGGGGCACUAUUCUUGCAUCUCUACUGUCUGAGGGUGUACUGCUUUUCUAAGUGACUAUCAAUCCCUUAUUUUGGCCUUGAGUAAAGGGAUACAGAAUUUUGAUAGAGAAGAUAAGAACAUAAGUUUAUUCUCAAAGAUAUUAUGCACAUAUUAAAGCACCACAAAUGUUCGUUCAAUUUUGUGCGAAGGAUCACAAAUGGAGCAGCUCAAACUAUGGCCAUGCAUUGGAAGGAAUCUGGUUUUCUUAUCUGCCUGAGCAGUUUCGUCCUUUACUUGAAGACUGUUGGCUAGCUUGUUGGUUUUGAUUGUUUUUGUCUGUAGAUUUCUUAGGUGAUGUGUUGUUUCUGUUGGUGUGUAUGUGUGACUGUGUGUGUUUUGGAUUUGGUUUAUAUGCUGCUUCUGUGGUUUUAAUGAAAUUCCUCUUUUUGACCAAAAAAGGGAUCAAGAGAGAAGCAAAAGGGAUAGGUGGAAUAUUGUUGCUAUGGAAUAUUCCACCUAUGUUGAUUCCAUAGAAAGUAGAUCUCCUUAAUUAAAGGGUGGUGUUUCCGUGUUUCUUUGAGUGGUUGCAAGGGAGUGCUGUAAGGUGUGCUCUGUAAGUAGAAGUUAGAACCAUAUGUAAGACCAAAAUAGCCUUUUCAUUUGUAGGAAGAGAAAAAGGAAAGUUUAAAG